UCCGCAAGCUCCAGAUCGAGGUCUUCAUUUUCAUCGCCUCAGAAACAUACUCGAAACACCAAAUUACCUACACAAGACAAUCGACACCUCAAGAUACCCAGAGCAAGACCUCUGAACGACCCCCGCAAGCAUGGUCCUCCUCGAAAUGACGACCUACCUCACUCUCCUCAUCCUCACCUUCUUCCGCUUCCUCCUCGACGGAGGCUACUACCUCCUCAUCCGAGACCUCGGCUUCAUCAUCGUCAACCUCCUCGCGUGGUUCCCAAACAUGGUCGCGGGCAUGCUCAUCCGGUAUUACGUCAUACCGGUCUUCUCGUGGCUGGGCUUCGGCCCCAGGGGCUCCAUCGUCGGUGAGCUCUUUCCCACAUCGCGUUCUCGGGUGCUUUGUCUAUUUUCUUUUGCGAAGAACUCCUUUGGGGAGCGAGUCGAGUGAGUGGCUAACAGUGUCAACCCGC
Messenger RNA from Colletotrichum destructivum, 455 nucleotides. RefSeq lists its product as uncharacterized. Lineage: Eukaryota; Fungi; Ascomycota; Sordariomycetes; Glomerellales; Glomerellaceae. The transcript has a single exon. The coding region runs from base 131 to 433 and encodes 100 amino acids. The record is from RefSeq and is a predicted model, not a curated record.